Molecule: messenger RNA, 342 nt
Organism: Phycomyces blakesleeanus NRRL 1555(-)
Lineage: Eukaryota; Fungi; Mucoromycota; Mucoromycetes; Mucorales; Phycomycetaceae
Exons: 2
Coding region: 1-342 (113 amino acids)
Source: RefSeq, a predicted model, not a curated record
AUGUUUUUGCAGUCAAUGCAAAACACCUUUUUCCCAACUUCUUCAACCAUUACAGAAAUAAAGCUAAUAAAAUUAUUCAAAUCUAAUGGCUUACCAUUCGGUAACAAACACCCCCUGAAUUCAGGUUACAUCCUACUUCAUAUUGAGACUACCGACGUCUACAAAGAUCUCGAGAAUUCUUAUAAAUACGAUCGAUUCGAAGGACUUGUAACGUUGACGUGUCUAGCAUAUACUGAGUUUAAUAUGCCUAAGAUUUACUCAAUAAACAAUAUCUGGGCAUACUUUGAACGAUUAAUAUCUUAUAACUGUUUCAGAAAUCUAAAUAUAAGUAAAGAUAGUUAA